AUGCACGGCGUCUACGACAUGUUCCACAUCGGGCACCUCAACAUCCUCAGCCACGCAGCGAGCCAAUGCGACUACCUGAUUGCAGGAGUUGUAUCCGAUGAGAUGGCACGCCUGGCCAAAGGUCGUGACCCGGUAAUUCCGCUAGCCGAGCGGAUCGCGAUCGUGGCGAGCAUCAACUGCGUCGACGAGGCUGUCGCCGAAACCAAGCCGCACAAGAUCGACACCUGGCGCGACGUGGGAUUCGAUGCGAUCUUCAAGGGGAUGACUGGCGAGGAACACCGAAAGGCCUUGCGCUGGAGCAGGAAUUUGCCGCAGUCGGCGUCGAGGUGGUCUAUUUCCCUACACGCUCGACACCUCCAGCACCCUGCUGCGCGCAGCUCUGGAAAAGUCCGUCAAAUCGCGACCAACCGGGACUCGGUAGCGCAUGAAUCACAGAAAACAGCACGAAGCAGGCAGCAAUCGAUGAGAACAGCACAUGUGAUUCACAAAUCCGCCUCGGCGCCUCGGAUGGUCGGAGUGUCAGCACUGCUGGUGAUAGCUGCGCUGACGGGGUGUUCCAGCCCAGCUUCCGAUACAUCGAACGGUGACAGCGUCACGCCGCCAGGCGUCACCGUGGGCACGCCCCCGCCGCCGGGUAUCACCGAAGACCGCGCCGAGAACAUCUCCACGCUGCCACCAGUGCCGGUCGACCACCCGAGCCCACUGGCCAACGGUCUAGAGGUCACCGCGGUGACUACCGAACCGCUCGAACUCACGGCCAACGGUCCAGGUGAGAUCGCGGGCAGUAGCUUGAGCGUGACGCUCGACUUCGCGAACAAGUCCACCACGGACAUUUCGCUGGACAGUCUGACCGUCAACGCCUACUACGGCAACCGACUGCCGGCGGCACCCGGCGCGACCGACACAGCCACGCCGGUCAGCGGACUGCUUCCUCCUGGCGACCACCAACAGGGUGUCUACGUGUUCCAGUGGGCCACAGCGAUUCCCAGAACGUCAUCGCCGUCGCUCGUUGACGGCGGCCGAGGUGGUCGCGCAUACCUCGCUGUCCAGGCGCAGCGUGUUCCGUGCUGCGACACUUCUCGGAUUGGGCCUUGCGGGCGGAUCGGCGACGAGUGCCUGCACGACGAGGCACCCGAGCACACGCUCGCCGCAUAUUCGCGAAUCGCCGACCGCGGCGCCGAGGCAAUCAGCGUCGCCGUCCACCGCACCAGAGACGGAAUCCUCGUCUGUCAUGAGGACCCGACGUUGAGCCGAACAAGCGGUCAGAACAUCGCAAUUGCGGACGUCACUCACGACGAACUGAGCAAUCAUCCCGUCGAUCUCACCCGCUGGGUAGAGGUGCUCGAAAGACUCGGCAAGCGGGCUGUUCUGUUUGUCGAAUCCAAGGACACGGAAGCCACCACCGACGUGAUCGGCGCUGUCACCGCGAAACAGCUGGGCGGCACCACCGUCUUCACACAACCGUUCACUGCCAGAGAAGGCGAGUCCGCUGCGCGCAAAGCAGGGCUGACCAUCUGCACCUAUUUCAGCUCACAUGCAACCGGUGCCGAAAUCGACGAGGCCGCAGGCGGAUCAGACGCAAUCGGAAUCUUCGCAGGCGUCCGCAGGGAGAACGAGCGGCAACAAACUUCGAUCCAGGGCGCCGUGGCGACAGGCAAACCGGUAAUCGCAUGGUCGGUAAACCGCCGCUCCCAACUCCCCUACCUUGCUGAGGCUGGGGUCCGAGGGUUCAUGUCCUCAUCGUGGAGUUAUGUGGCCGGGCCCUCCGGAACC
Messenger RNA from Mesorhabditis spiculigera, 1773 nucleotides. NCBI's taxonomy places the organism in Eukaryota, Metazoa, Nematoda, Chromadorea, Rhabditida, Rhabditidae. The record is from the annotation of a GenBank genome assembly.